Messenger RNA from Protopolystoma xenopodis, 291 nucleotides. Lineage: Eukaryota; Metazoa; Platyhelminthes; Monogenea; Polystomatidea; Polystomatidae. The record is from the annotation of a GenBank genome assembly.
GGGUUGGCACACAACUCAGCUGGACGAAUCCUCCCAGGCCGGACAAGGCAAGAGGAUUGCUCCUGCUCCGUGAUGCCAAAGCCGGAUAAGGAGGCGGAAGCGAAACCAGUACCAGAACCAGACGGUGUGAUGCCGGAGCAUGCUACCAAAACUCGCGUGGCUAUGCGGCACCGAGACUUGCUCACCGUCCUGCUCGGCCUGCGCAACUCGAUCGUUCACUACAGUAAGUGUCUCCUACCUCCUGCCACCUGCGCAACAACCCCUAGACGGCGAACGAAGCAGCCCAACUGA